AGACAGAGACAGUGUGCGCUGGGGAGGGGCAGAGAGAGAGGGAGAGGAAGAAUCUCAAGCAGGGUCUGCACUGUCAGCACAGAGCCUGAUGUGGGGCUCAAACUCAAGAACUGUGAGAUCAUGACCUGAGUGAAACCCAGAGUCGGACACUUAACCCACUGAGCUGCCCAGGAGCCUCUAAAGUUAUGGCCUCUUUAAAUAGUGAUAACAAAUUUUUGUUUGUAUAUACCACAAGUAUUUUUUUCACUUUGUCUUCAUUUUGGUGCCAUAAAAUAUUCAUAGAUACACAGUUACACCUUAUAGUUUUUUUGGGGUGGCAGUAAACAAGGUGAUUAAAAAUGGGAUCUUUGCAAAGUAAUUAAGGUAUAUAGGGUUAGAGCCGAUCCUUGAGUAACACAGGUGUGAACUCUGCAGGUCCACUUACAUGCAGACUUCGUCUGAUCAGCAUGGUACGGUACAGCACCUAAAUGUAUUUUCUCUUGAGUUUUUGAAAAAAGUUUUUUUUUUUAAUGUUUAUUCAUAUUUUGAGAGAGAAAGCACAAGUGUGGAAGGGGAAGAGAGAGAGAGAGAGGAAGACACAGAAUCCAAAGCAGGCUCCAGGCUAAGCUGUCAGCACAGAGCCUGAUGCAGGGCUUGAACUCACGAGCCAUGAGAUCACGACCUGAGCCGAAGUUAGAUGCUUAACCUGCUGAGCCACCCAGGCCCCCCUUCUUAUGAUUUUUUUAAAUAACACUUUUCAUCUGGCUUAUUUUAUUAUAAGAAUACAGUAUGUAAUACAUACGCCAUGCAAAAUAUGUGUUAAUCUGCUCUUUAUGUUAUUGGUAAGGCUUCUGGUCAACAGUAGGCUGUUAGUAGUUAAGUUUUUGGGGAGUCAGAAGUUAUACCUGCACCUGCAUGGGGGAUCAUCGAUGCUUCUAGUCCCCUUGUUGUUCAAGGGUCAGCUGUAUAGAGUAUGCACCAAUUAACAGUGUUACUCUUGUUUUAUACACUAAUCUCUACACUUGAGCACAGAGCAGCUACCUGGGACUAAGGAAGGGUACACAUCACAUUUACAAAAUCAUUCAGCAAGCUCCAGAAAAUGGACAGAGUAACCCUUUACUCUGGCUCUUUCUCCAUAGGUGGUUAAAAUCUAAUUAUUUUCUGCAUGUUGUAAGUGAGACCUGUAAGGCAAAGUGAUACAACUUCUCUUGCAGUUUUCAAAGUUACAUGUAGGAUGAAAAUGACUUUGCUCAUUUUCAAAGACUGUCUGUUAAGAGGGAAACUAAAAACCAAAACGUUGAAAUUAAAAUAUGUAAGGAUCGUCAGAAGUGAAUGUCUUUUGUGCAAGAGUACACACAUGGUCCAUUCUUUUUUCAUGAAGGAAAGAAUGGUUGAAUUGCAUAUCUGGAUAUGUUGACAGUAUUUUUUCCACAGCUAUGGAAAAACUGAUAUUAUAUUGUAUCAUAUCGCGUCAUAUCGUAUUGUAUCGUACUAUAGCAGACUGGUCUCUGCCUUCAUCCAUCCUGCAGCAUGGAGGCUUUUUCAUGGUUAUCUUCCCUACUGCUGGAUCAGGCUUCUGUUCUGUCAGAAAUAUUUUUAUUAGACCAAAUUAUAUUCAGUGCAAGUCAAAAUUUAUUAACUUGUUAGAAAGGGAAAUGGCAAGGUGACAGUAGAAUAUGCAGGUUCAAAGAGAGAGGAUGGAAAUGGGGAGGUCAUGUAAGUUGGGAGACCCAUAGCUUAUAGUAGUAUUUUAAGAGAAGGAAAACUUGAAGUUUUAUUUUACAGGAUCAUAUAAAUAUCAUGUACAUAUUUAUAAUUACAAGGAGUAAUAAGAUGAUCAGAGAUGCCAGAUACAGGAAAAAACAAGACAUCUAAGAAGAAAAUGAUAAGGAUACAUUUGGGUCUGAAAUUAGAAUAAUGAGAUUUCAUCACCCAACGGUAAUGUCAGCAGCGCCAGGUAGUAGGAAACCAUGAAAUAGUGUCAAAGAGAAGUAGAGUGCCUAGCAACAAGUUCUGAUUGUCAUCAGGUUACUAUUGCUGGGGGGGAUUUUUCUCUAGGUACAAAGUUGUAGAAUACAGUUUGCCAUUUUUUUAAAUCCAUGAUGGGUCUGAUUUGUUUUUCCCUUUGAAAGUUCAAAGCAUUGGCCUGCUUUGAAAUUGUGACUACCCAAAUCCCCAGUUAACACAGCAUGUGACCUUUUUUUUUUUUUUUUUUUAGGGGAUAAGCCAGGUACCUUUUGUAUCUACCUCCUCUCCUCCACAAGGAUGAGACUUGCUACAUUUGUGAUGAACAAGGACGAGAAAGCAAAGCAGCUACCGGUGCUUGCAUGACAUGUAAUAAACACGGAUGUCGGCAGGCUUUCCAUGUGACGUGUGCUCAGUUUGCUGGACUACUUUGUGAAGAAGAAGGUAAUGGUGCAGAUAAUGUCCAAUACUGUGGCUACUGUAAAUACCAUUUUAGCAAGCUGAAAAAGAGCAAACGGGGAUCUAAUAGGUCAUAUGAUCAAAGUUUAAGUGAUUCUUCCUCUCACUCUCAGGAUAAACAUCAUGAGAAAGAGAAAAAAAAAUAUAAAGAAAAGGACAAACACAAACAAAAACACAAGAAGCAACCAGAGCCAUCACCUGCGUUGGUUCCUUCUUUGACUGUUACCACAGAAAAAACUUAUACAAGCACUAGCAGCAACUCUAUAUCUGGAUCAUUGAAGCGUUUGGAAGAUACUGCAGCUCGAUUUACAAAUGCAAACUUCCAGGAAGUCUCUGCGCACACAACUAGUGGGAAAGAUGUUUCAGAGGCUAGAGGGUCAGAGGGAAAAGGGAAGAAAUCUUCAGCUCACAGCUCAGGUCAAAGGGGAAGAAAGCCUGGUGGCCGAAAUCCAGGAACGACUGUGUCAGCAGCUAGUCCUUUCCAGCAAGGCAGUUUUUCAGGAACUCCAGGCAGUGUAAAAUCAUCUUCGGGAAGUUCAGUACAGUCUCCCCAGGAUUUCUUGAGCUUUACAGACUCAGAUCUGCGUAAUGACAGUUAUACUCACUCCCAACAGUCAUCAUCAACCAAAGAUGUACAUAAAGGAGAGUCUGGAAGCCAGGAAGGGGGGGUAAAUAGUUUUAGUUCCAUAAUGGGUCUCCCUUCGACCUCAGCUGUUAUUUCACAGCCUAAAAGCUUUGAAAAUUCACCUGGAGAUUUGGGUAAUUCCAGCCUUCCUACAGCAGGAUAUAAACGGGCUCAAACUUCUGGCAUAGAAGAAGAAACUGUAAAGGAAAAGAAAAGAAAAGGAAGUAAACAAAGUAAGCAUGGGCCUGGUAGACCUAAAGGAAACAAAAAUCAAGAGAAUGUUUCUCAUCUCUCAGUUUCUUCUGCUUCACCAACAUCAUCGGUAGCAUCAGCUGCAGGAAGUGUAACCAGCUCUAGUCUUCAGAAAUCUCCUACCUUGCUCAGGAAUGGAAGUUUACAAAGUCUUAGUGUUGGCUCGUCUCCAGUUGGUUCAGAAAUUUCCAUGCAGUAUCGGCAUGAUGGAGCUUGUCCAACAGCUACUUUCUCAGAGUUGCUGAAUGCAAUACACAAUGACAGAGAUGACAGUUCUACACUAACAAAGCAGGAACUUAAAUUCAUAGGUAUUUAUAACAGCAAUGAUGUAGCAGUAUCCUUUCCAAAUGUAGUAUCUGGCUCAGGAUCUAGUACUCCUGUCUCCAGUUCUCAUUUACCUCAGCAAUCUUCUGGGCAUUUGCAACAAGUGGGAGCUCUCUCCCCAUCAGCAGCAUCAUCUGCAGCCCCAGCUGUUGCUACAACUCAGGCGAAUACCCUAUCUGGAUCCUCUCUUAGUCAGGCACCAUCUCAUAUGUAUGGCAAUAGAUUAAAUCCAAAUUCAUCAAUGGCAGCUCUUAUAGUUCAGUCUGAAAACAGUCAAACAGAUCAAGAUCUCGGAGACAAUGGCCGCAGCCUUGCUGGCAGAGGAAGCUCACCCCGAGGAAGUCUCUCACCGCGAUCUCCUGUAAGCAGCUUACAGAUUCGCUAUGAUCAACCAGUCAACAGCAGUUUGGAAAAUCUGCCUCCAGUAGCAGCCAGCAUAGAACAGCUUUUGGAGAGGCAGUGGAGUGAAGGACAGCAGUUUUUAUUAGAACAGGGUACUCCUAGUGACAUUUUAGGAAUGCUGAAGUCAUUACAUCAACUUCAAGUUGAAAAUCGAAGAUUAGAAGAACAGAUUAAAAACUUGACAGCCAAAAAAGAACGUCUUCAGUUACUGAAUGCACAGCUCUCAGUGCCUUUUCCAACAAUAACGACAAAUCCUAGCCCAUCUCAUCAAAUGCAUGCAUUUUCAGCACAGAAUGCUCCUACUACUGAUUCCUUGAACAGCAGUAAGAGCCCUCAUCUGGGAAACAGCUUUUUACCUGAUAAUUCUCUUCCUGUGUUAAAUCAGGACUUGACCUCCAGUGGACAGAGCACCAGCAGCUCUUCUGCUCUUUCUACCCCACCUCCCGCUGGGCAGAGUCCAGCGCAGCCGGGCUCAGGCGUUAGCGGAGUUCAGCAGGUCAAUGGUGUGACAGUGGGGGCACUGGCUGGUGGAAUGCAGACUGUAACAUCCACCAUUCCUGCAGUGCCUGGAGUGGGUGGAAUAAUUGGAGCUUUGCCAGGUAACCAACUGGCAAUUAAUGGCAUUGUAGGAGCUUUAAAUGGGGUUAUUCAGACCCCUGUCACAAUAUCACAGAACCCUACCCCCCUCACCCACACCACUGUACCACCUAAUGCAACACAUCCAAUGCCAGCCACACUGACUAACAGUGCCUCAGGACUAGGAUUACUUUCUGACCAGCAAAGACAGAUAUAUCUUCACCAACAGCAGUUUCAGCAGUUGUUAAAUUCUCAGCAGCUCACGCCAGAACAACAUCAGGCCCUUCUGUAUCAGUUGAUGCAACAGCACCACCACCAGCAGCACCACCAGCCUGAGCUACAGCAGCUCCAGAUGCCUGGGCCCACGCAAAUACCGAUCAACAACCUGCUCGCGGGCACCCAGGCGCCGCCGCUUCACCCCGCGACCACCAACCCCUUCCUCACCAUCCACGGCGACGGUGCAAGUCAGAAAGUAACGAGACUUAGUGAUAAAACUGGGCCUGUCACUCAAGAGAAAAGUUGACACUUGAGAAACCUCUAGAAAUUGCCUCUCCUGCUGCUCUAGCACUUGAUCUGGCUGCCAUUGCAGCCCUCCUACACCUAUGAAGAAAUGCGACAAGAAACGAACCGCACAGCAAAGGAUUAAUUGCCACAAGGACAUUCUUGUAAGGCUUUGAUUAAUUUUCUUGUUGCUUUGUUGCACUGAAAUGGAAUUUCCAUGCCCCCCAUCCCUCAACCCAGAUUUUUUUGAACUUUGAGAAAAAAAUUUAAUAACUAACUUUUGUCAAUGAAAUAAUUUACAUGCAAUGAAUUUAUCAACCUAAGAGAAAUUUAAUAUAGUUGGUGCACAACUCAUUUUGUUAUAAAUUGGAGAGAUGAACAGCAAAACUAAAGACGUGUUCCAUUAUAAACUUUGAUUUUGUUGUACAAGUUGGAAUAUGAAAUACAGUCUUUUGUUUGGGUUACAGUAUGCUUGCUCUGUGAGUCCGAUCUUAAGACAGAUUUUAAGGAACUGUCCCAAUUUCUUCUAUUGGAGUUUUGUUGGUUAAAUAUUGCAAAUUAAUAGGUCAUCAACUGGGACUUGGCAAUCUUUGUUCUAAAAAUUUUCUUUAUGUUGGGAUUUGGCCAGUUUUGGUAAUCAAGUUAGGCUGGUAAUGUCUGCUUCUGCUAAAGGUAAUUUUCUUUUGCUAAACACUUUUUUUUUUUUUUUAAAGUGCUUAGACCUACUCGUGUUUAAAGUUAACUACUCAUAUUUUGAGUUAAGUGAGUUCUAAGGCUGCUGGGGGAACCAGAUCAAUUCAAAGUGAAAGAUUUCUUUCAGAAAGAGGGGCCACUCUGGAAACUGCUGGCAGGGUUUGGCCUGAAUCAAGUGCCUGUUCGUACCUCCGUUGUGUUGAAACGGCUCUGGACAGCCGAGCCUGCAGCGUCGUCAGUCCUGUGAGUAGUGGGAGCAGUCGGUGCCGCACAGCAGCCUUCCCCGUGCUUCUGCCUUGAUUGAAAACUUUCUAUGCCACUGUAGAUAGCUCAGGCAAAACUAUUACCUGGGUGUUUAUCCACUAAUGAGUCACAAGAAAAAUGAGUGGAUUUGGUAAGGUUUUUAGUUUAUUUUUUUUACUUUGUUUUUCUUUGUUGUUGUUGUUGUUAAUUUAAACAACUUCCCAUUUACUGACAGUGAUUUCAAACAGACCGAACAACUGCAGUUCCUGAAACAGGUGAAAUCUGUAUUUACAGUCCUUACACUUGGGGUAGCCACGCCCCUGGGGUGACGGUAUGGCAGAGUAGAAAUUAAACAAUUGGGGAUGUAAUCACUGAACUGUUCUCAAAUGUGUGAAUUAUUAGUGGAAAAGACCCAGCUGUAAUUAGACCUCCACUGUGUACUUAGCUGGAAGAACAUGUUAAUUCUGCAAUAUGUCUCUUGGUUAAACAUUGCACAGUUCUUACCUCAUUUCUGUAAAUAAGGUUUUGUGAAUCUGUUUUGUAUUGUGAAAAAUUCAUAACAUUGAUAUUUUGAUUUGUAAUAUUUCUAAUUGGUAGAUUUAAUUGAAAAGUAAAAUUAAUUUAUUUUUAUAUGUUCAGGGGAAUUUUAAAGAAAGUCAAAUCUUUUGUAGAUAAUUAAAAAAUCGGUGUGGUUUAUUUUACUUAUUUAACCCACUGGUUGUUAUUCUGUAACAAUUUGUAUAAAUGGUAAAUUUUGAAUGUGUUGUUAUUUUACCUAGAUGUAAAAUUCCACAUGUAUUAAAGAAAAUGUACAAAGUUUUUGUUAAUAAAAUUUAAUAAUGUUUAUAA
This is a messenger RNA of Acinonyx jubatus (cheetah), 6868 nucleotides long. RefSeq names its product MLLT10 histone lysine methyltransferase DOT1L cofactor (gene MLLT10). Gene Ontology annotation, biological process: regulation of transcription by RNA polymerase II. Bases 2307 to 5105 code for a protein of 932 amino acids. Gene Ontology annotation, molecular function: nucleosome binding; histone binding. NCBI's taxonomy places the organism in Eukaryota, Metazoa, Chordata, Mammalia, Carnivora, Felidae. Gene Ontology annotation, cellular component: nucleus. The transcript has 20 exons. The record is from RefSeq and is a predicted model, not a curated record.